This is a messenger RNA of Durusdinium trenchii, 1341 nucleotides long. The record is from the annotation of a GenBank genome assembly. Lineage: Eukaryota; Dinophyceae; Suessiales; Symbiodiniaceae.
AUGCUCAGACAGGUGCCGGUUGAAAAGGUUGAUCCCAAAGAGGAGACGACCACAUCCCUGCCGCAGGAGCGUCUUGUCCCUGCCCCGGAGUUGACCUCUGGGGCGGAAUGGCCAUGGAAGAAGGUGGGUGGGAGCCCGGCUGCAGAAAGCACAAAUGUCGAGGUGGUGGAGGGUCCGCUGACCUUCCAGAAGGCCCUUUGGGACCGGUUUGACUUUGUGUGGAAGCAAAGGGUUGAACCAUCUCAAGGACAGCUUCAGAAGCUGUGUGAUGUUCUGAAGGCGCGUGCAGAUUUGGAGCGGAAGUACGGCGAGAGCCUGCUGGGCCUUGGGGAGACCUUCAACCCAGAGCCAGGACAGAGGGCGUUGGAGGGACAAAAGGUGAACUUCCGGAAUCGGGGAGAGCAAUCCAUCGCCCUGGCCGACGAGUUGGAGCAGGACAUCAUCGUCAGCUUCGAGUGCGUGAUCAAGCAACACAACGAGGUGUCGAAACGAAUCUACUCAGACGUCCAGCUGCUGCUGAAGCACUUGCAGGACAAAAAGAAAGCCCAUGACAAGUCGGCCAGAAGAUAUGGAUCGCGCUGCGUGGAAGCCGAAAGCACUUCACAGGACUGCCUGCAGGCCGUGUCCAUGAAGACGCCGGAGAGACUCAAGUUGGCGCAGCAGGCGACCAUCCUGAGCAAGCAAGCCAGAGUCGCUGAAUACGACUACUACCAUGCCAUCGAUCAGGUCCCCGUGAACAUCGAUCCAAGCCACCUAGCUGCCAUGCCGACGCUUCGCUUGGAGCUCGGAUCGCCCUUGCUUAUGACAGCAUUAAACUGGCUCAAGGAGGAGGGCUUGGUGCUGGAUGAAGAGAAGUUGGAGUCCUUCGAGCUGAUCGGGUGGAAUAGCCUUCAGCUGGAUCUCUUUGUGGAAGAUGUGACGAAGAAGCAAGAGCUGCGGCUGCACGACUUUCAGGAUCCCCACCAUCCCGCGCGCCAUCGGGUCCAGGUGGAUUUGGGUGACGAAUUGGAUGCGCAGAUGGUGGACGAUCUGCUUCUGGCGCUGCAGUCCGACACCGCGGUCACGGAGCUUCACCUGGGAGCUGACGAGCAGGGCGCCCUUUGGCCUCGACUGGACCGACUCGCCACGUCCUCGCUACAUGUUUUGGAGCUCCGAGGCCGAGUGCCCAAGGAGGUCCCAGGCAGCUUGGCCCAGCUGCUGCAGAGCGAAUCCUUGCAAAGCCUGCGCCUGCCUGGUAUCGGCCUGGGAUGUAAGGGAGCGGCCCUUUUGGCCGUCGGCUUGCGGCAGAACGACUUCCUUUUGGACCUGGACCUGCGCCGCAAUGCUGGGCUGCCAGGGUGA